Messenger RNA from Brugia malayi, 609 nucleotides. RefSeq names its product casein kinase II, putative. Gene Ontology annotation, cellular component: protein kinase CK2 complex; cytoplasm. Bases 1 to 609 code for a protein of 202 amino acids. Gene Ontology annotation, molecular function: protein kinase regulator activity. Lineage: Eukaryota; Metazoa; Nematoda; Chromadorea; Rhabditida; Onchocercidae. The record is from RefSeq and is a predicted model, not a curated record. The transcript has 5 exons.
AUGAGUAGUUCCGAAGGAUCAUGGAUACCUUCAUUUUGUGAUAGGCCCGGAAAUGAAUUCUUCUGUGAGGUUGACGAAAGCUUUAUCAUUGAUCGAUCUAACUUAAUCGGUUUGAAGGACCAAGUACCGCAUUAUGAAUAUGCUUUAGAAUUAAUUCUAGGUUUAGAUCCAGAUGAGGAUGAAGCUAGAGCACGCUUAUCUCAAAGUAUGAUCGGAGAACAGGUAACUCAAACACUUUAUGGACUCAUUCAUGCACGCUAUAUUUUGACAGGUGGCGGUAUCGAUCAAAUGAUGAUUAAAUGGAGAAAUGGUGAUUUUGGAUUUUGUCCUCGUUUUUAUUGUGAAAAACAAAAUUUACUACCAGUUGGAAUAUCAGAUAUUCCGAAAGUAUCAACGGUGAAAUUGUUUUGUCCAAGUUGUGUGGAUAUUUAUACGCCUAUUAAUGAAUAUCAUCAAGAGAUUGAUGGUGCAUUUUUUGGUACAGGUUUUCCUCAUAUGUUCUUCUUUGAGCAUCCAGAAUUAAAACCAAGACGUUCAGUUAUCAAUUUUGUUCCACGAUUAUUUGGCUUCAAAAUACAUCCCACAGUAUAUGGCUCACAACAAACCUGA